CAUACUAGUAAUGUAAUGGCAGUGGGAUUCCAGUGUGAUGGAAAUUGGAUGUAUUCAGGUUCUGAAGACGGCACCGUAGAGAUUUGGGAUUUGAGGGCUCCAGGUUGCCAGAGAGAAUAUGAAAGUCGUGCAGCUGUAAACACAGUUGUGCUUCAUCCAAAUCAGAGGGAACUUAUAUCUGGAGACCAAAAUGGCAAUAUACGGGUCUGGGAUUUGACAGCUAAUUCAUGUAGUUGCGAGUUGGUUCCAGAGGUAGAUACAGCAGUAAGGUCCUUAACAGUGAUGUGGGACGGGAGCUUGGUUGUUGCUGCAAACAACCAUGGAACAUGUUAUGUGUGGCGCUUGAUGUGUGGAAUGCAGACUAUGACCAAUUUUGAGCCACUUCAUAAACUACAAGCACACGACGGCUACAUCCUUAAGUGUCUGUUAUCACCUGAGUUUUGUGAACCCGAUAGAUAUCUGGCUACGACAUCAUCUGACCAUACAGUUAAGAUAUGGAAUGUUGAUGGUUUCACCUUGGAGAAAACUUUAGUCGGGCAUCAACGCUGGGUAUGGGACUGUGUCUUUUCAGUUGACGGUGCUUACUUAAUCACAGCUUCAUCUGAUACCACAGCAAGGCUCUGGAAAAUAGAUAGUGGUGAAGCCAUGGGAGUAUACCAAGGCCAUCAUAAAGCAAAUGUUUGUUGUGCACUUCACGAUGGUGCUGAAUCUUCUCAAUAUUGA
Messenger RNA from Papaver somniferum (opium poppy), 723 nucleotides. Its product is annotated as target of rapamycin complex subunit LST8-like. Gene Ontology annotation, molecular function: protein binding. Gene Ontology annotation, biological process: regulation of actin cytoskeleton organization; TOR signaling. The record is from RefSeq and is a predicted model, not a curated record. Lineage: Eukaryota; Viridiplantae; Streptophyta; Magnoliopsida; Ranunculales; Papaveraceae. The annotation marks the transcript as partial. Gene Ontology annotation, cellular component: TORC1 complex; TORC2 complex. The transcript is spliced from 8 exons.